Tyto alba (common barn owl) is the source of this 2555-nucleotide messenger RNA. RefSeq names its product sphingolipid transporter 3 (putative) (gene SPNS3). Gene Ontology annotation, molecular function: transmembrane transporter activity. The coding region runs from base 103 to 1533 and encodes 476 amino acids. Lineage: Eukaryota; Metazoa; Chordata; Aves; Strigiformes; Tytonidae. Gene Ontology annotation, biological process: transmembrane transport. Gene Ontology annotation, cellular component: membrane. The transcript is spliced from 11 exons. The record is from RefSeq and is a predicted model, not a curated record.
UAGUGAUUGAAGUUCCUCAUGGCCUGAACACAAAAGUGACUUGUAGCUUGGUGCACUAAAGCAACACUUCAUGAUCUAUGGUGACUUUCUGCCCGGGGAAAUAUGCAAAAUCCUGGUGCACGUGAAAACACAGUCCUGAAGUCCCAGCCGCCUCCUGAGGAGCAGAAUUAUGGAGCUGCUGCAGCACAUGUGAGACAAGGUCCAUUUAUGACUGUGUCAAGGAGCAGCCCAGCAAGGAGAGAUUACCUGACAGCUGCUGUGCUGUGCUAUGCAAACUUAAUAAAUUUCAUGGAUUGGUUCAUUGUACCAGGGAUCCUGUUAGAUAUACAGAAAUACUUCAAGCUUAGCGAUGGGGAUACAGGUCUACUGCAAACAGUCUUCAUCUCGUGUUACAUGCUGACUGCCCCCAUCUUUGGAUACCUCGGUGAUCGAUACAAUAGGAAAAUCAUCCUUGGAGCUGGUAUUUUCUUCUGGUCUGGUGUAACGUUAGGCAGUUCAUUCAUCAGUGAAUUGUAUUACUGGAUAUUCUUUCUUUCACGAGGACUAGUUGGCAUUGGCACGGCCAGUUAUUCCACAAUAGCACCUACCAUCAUUGCAGACCUGUUUGAGGAGGGAAAAAGGACCACAGUGUUAUCUAUCUUCUAUAUCUUCAUUCCAGUGGGAAGUGGUCUUGGCUAUGUCCUAGCAGCAGGCAUGGCAGAUGUCACAGGUGACUGGCACUGGGCAUUCAGGAUAACUCCUUGCAUGGGAGCUCUAGCAAUGGUUCUUCUGACUCUACUGGUCCCUCAUAGGACCCAGAGAAGGACAGCAGCCCACAGAGCACUGAGCAUCUCCGGCACAAUACAAGUAGCAGCUGAGAAACCAGGUGUAGAGAGAACUGCCAGGACUACUUGGUGUCAAGAUGUCAUAUCCCUUGCCAAGAAUUGGAGUUUCGUCUGGUCCUCACUGGGUCUGACUGCCAUGGCCUUCGUUACUGGAGCCCUGGGAAUGUGGGUACCACUGUUUCUUUACAGGGCUCAGGUUGUCCAGGGCAUUGUAUCACCGUGCCUCCAAGAAUCAUGCAAUUCAUCUAACAGCCUAAUAUUUGGAGGCAUCACCAUUGGGACGGGAAUCUUGGGUGUCAUUACUGGGGCAGAAGCUGCAAGAAGAUUAAGGAAGAUAAACAAUAAAGCUGAUCCUCUGAUCUGUGCCACAAGUAUGUUCAUUUCUGCUCUGUGCCUCUACUUAGCUUUGAUGGUGGCUGAGAAGAACAUCCUUUCCGCUUUUAUAUUUAUUGCAUUUGGAGAACUGUUUUUAUCUGUAAACUGGGCUGUUGUGACAGACAUACUGUUGUAUGUUGUGACACCAAGACGGCAGUCUACAGCUAUUGCUCUGCAGAUUUUGGUGAGCCAUUUGCUGGGAGACGCAGGCAGCCCAUAUCUCAUUGGGAUUGUACCAGAAAUUAACGCUGUCUUUCAAAUGAAGAUGAACUCUGGGGCAAGAUUUGCAAAGAAGAAAAGAAUAUCCUCCCCUUUUUCUUUCCAUUUUGCUUAAUGAGAUACAGCUAGAGAAAAGGCCAAAUAACAAUUCCUCCAUAUGGCAGAAAAUCCUGCAUACUGACUUUUUUCGAUGCUUUUGACUGUGAGUCAAAAAUUUCUACUGCAUUGGCAUAUGGCAACCCUCCCCCGUCUGCAAAACAGGCACAAGUAUUCUGUGGAGCUGGGGAGCUCCAGAAGGUAGUGUAUAGAGCUGUUACAGGCACAACUGCUAACCUAAACAAGACAGUAGCAUUUAAGGCAGAAUGUCUCGUAGAGAUUAGGAAAGGAGGCCUAUGAAUUCUCAGCAGGAUAAGAUUUGCCAAUAGAAUUUGGAAAACGUAGAUAGUACAAAAAGUGUUUUCAGUUGUCUGAAAUGACCAAGAGAAGCAGAAACUACCAAAGUCAGUGUCAGAUUCAGGAGUGGAGAGCUGUGGUCAUUUUAUAUGUUAAUGACCUCUUUCUAAUCCUUUGAGGCUUUUCAGCGUAUCCUCAGGCCUUGGGUAUCUCCUCUAGUGACUGAACAGUGGUAGCUGUAAAACCACUUAAAUAUAAGUAUCCAUUUGAGCUCUUAUCUCUGAAGUGCUUAAGACUUUGGAUGUAGUAUCUAUUGUCGUAAGAUCAUGCCAGGUGCCAAACAGGACAUGAUUAGUGUAGCCAACUUUCAUUGUUUGACAUGGUGUAGUUCCAGCAGCACCUUAAAGCUAAUGCCUGAGGAAGAUAUUAGCAAGUGAAUGUGAAGUAUUAUGAAUCUUGCCUGAUUCUCCCAGGAAACUGUAAGGAUCAUAAAGCACAAUAUUCCUGUAAUGACUGUGAAUAUCUAAUAUCAUUAUAAAUAGCAUAAUUCAGGAACUGCAGGUUUUUGUUUCUCCCUCUCUCUCCCCCAUUUAAAAAAAAAAUCUGUUCUGAAACCUGUCUUAAACCCAGGUAGUGAAAUUUGGCCAGAGCUUAUGCCAUUAUGGGAAAUAAUAGAGAAACUUUUUUGUGAUACUCAGUAAGACUGUAAUAAUUGCCUUUAAAAUAAAAAUUGGUAUUCUGAAA